AUGAAACGUCUGGAGAGGGGUUACAGCAAGAAGAUGACAGAGUACAGCCAACAAUUGAGCUCUUCCAAAUCGCCUGGAAGUGAUGAAUGGUUGAAAACCUACUCUGAAUAUGCAAAAUAUGCUCGAAGACUCAAAGGUUGGUACUCAAGAUGGAUCAGAUUCUUGAUCAAACGUCGACGUGUGUAUCCUAAGUGCACGGAUAAGAACAAGAAGUGCGGAAGUUAUGAGUCGCUGACCAAGGAAAUCAAAACGAAUCGUGAGCGAAACUCAAAUUUUCAAAAAAUGCUAAUUGAAAAAAAUCAAGAGUGGCUGAAGAAAAUUGACAAGUCAAGCAAAGCCCACAAACGGCUCUCUGCAGACCUUGAACGCAAUGAGAAGCUUCAGAAGGCACGUCAGCGAUAUGUAAGAUAUCGAAGAAAUGUCGCAAAGUCCAGAAAGUAUCGCAGAGGGAGCAAGGACUACAAAAAGGCGAUUGAAAAAGCCAAACACAGGUUUGAGCAGUUGAUCAAAACGUAUGAAGCAGGUUCUGAGCGAUGGACAAAGUACACCGAUGGACAGAAAGAAUGCACCACAAAAUACUACCGAGGGUUCCGUUACAUUAGGUUGUAUCGAAAACGCCUGUUCAGAAUGUAUCGCGCGUAUGUGUCGUGGUUGGGUCGACUAAGACGAUCAAUGGGUCGCCAUACCAACGAGUAUAAAGAAAUUUCCAAGGAACUCCGUGAGAUCAAAAAGAAGACUUCUGAUUCAUACAAGGCUUUGGCUGUGAGGUAUAAGAAGAUUUGGAAGUGUUACAAGAAGGGUUCGCAUGGUUACAAUUAUUGGUAUCGUCGAUAUCACCAUGCAUCUCGAUGGUACGGACGAAUGCUCGCGGCCAGACGAACUAGGGACAAGAGAAGAGCUCUGCGGAAUAAGCGUCGAGUUUGGAAGUAUAAGGUCACAAGUGACAAGUACAAGAAGUACAUCGAAAGGAUCGAUGCAAGGUGGAAGAAGAUAAAUGCCAUUUAUCAGAAAUGGGAAGCGUAUUGGAAGGGUCAUCUUGAGAAGAGAAAGCUUGGAAGCUCUCGUUGGUUGCAUGCGUACUAUCAUUGGAGAAGAUACGUAUGGAGAGGCUACCGUUGGUACUGGUGGUACAUUCGUUUCAUGAAGAGGAGAAGGCGAUAUCUCAAACGUUAUCCCGACAUGUACAAAUCAGUGACCAAAGACAUUGAAACAUAUGAAAAGGCAAGAAGAGAUUGGAUUCAAUCUUAUUACAAAACUGUCAAGGAGUACAACGAAAAGCUGAAGUCCAAGAAGGAUAGCAAAGCGGCACGACGUCUGGCAGCUUCCAGAGAGCGGAGAAAACAAACGAAAACUUGGCGCUCAAACUAUCACAAGUGGAUGGAGUGGGAGAGAAAAUUUUGGUCGACUAAGGCAGGAAGCAAGGAUUCCAGAGAAGUGCUGUACAAGAUGAGAAAAUGGAGAACUCCGGUCUUGAAGUUUUUCAAAGAUCAAGUAGACGAUUACAACAAGAAACUUGGAUCUUUGAAGAAAGGAUCUCACAGGUAUGAGCACUACUGGAAGUACCACAUGUGGUGGCGUUACUAUGUCCUAUGGGUCUAUAGACGUAUGGUCUGGUUUGAUUACAAACGGGCAGCCAGGUUGCGCAAGGGCUCCGCUCUACGAGCCCAAGUGACGAGGUUGAGAUACAAGCACAUGAAGACCAUGCUGGAGUACCUCGGAGACAUGAAGACAGAACUGAAGAAGCACCUCAAGGUUUGCAGACGAGGUGGUAGAGCCUAUCGAUACUGGUGGAGAUGGCACAGGUGGACUACUUCAUGGUACUCUCGUUACCGCUCCAUCUGGAGGUCCAUGUUGAAGAGCAAAUCGAAGAGAUAUCGCAGAAGAGUGUGGCAAAUGAAGGUGGGAAGUCGCAGUUAUCGAAUCUAUGUACAACGAAUCUGGAAACGAUGGCAACGAGUUUGGCACUAUUAUGUUCGGAAGAUGGUGUGGUGGAGGGCAAGGCUAUACAAGUACCGUCCUGGCUCGCAUCGAUGGAGGAGAUCGUUCUACUACUACAGGCUGUAUUGGGCUCGCCUCAUCAACUGGGGGAAGUGGUGGAUUCGGUUCUUGCAACAUCGUCAGAGAUACUACAAGUCGGGCACCAACGGCUACAAGAAGCUUGAGAUCCAAAUUCAACGCUGGCAAACGUGGAGGAAAAAUCUCCGACACAGUUACCUGAAGCGUUUGGAGUAUUGGUCUGAGAAGCUCAAGAAGUACAAUUCUAAAGGGAAGGCCUACCAAUCCCUCAAGAACAGGCAAAGCGCUUAUCAGUCCAGGAAAGAUUUCAGAAGUUUGUGGCGAGAGUAUUACUAUGCCAUGUAUUACACUGUUCGUUCAAAAGCCGGCUCGGAACGAUGGAAGAAAUAUGAACCAACAGUUGAAGGCCUCAGAGACAAAGUCUACGAUUGGUACAAACAAAAGUGGGAAUCUUAUGAAGCCAAGCUGAAGAAUUUGUCCAAACGCAGCAGAAAUUACACUAGGUACUUCAGAUUUUACGCUAUCUACAAGUGGAAAGGAAUGCGUGUCCACAUGUGGGAUGUUUGGUACAAGAACUGGCUUGUCCGCAGAUUGCGUGGGUCUGAGAGAAACGAAGCUCGUGGAAAGCUCCACAAGGCAAGGAGUGUUUUGCGAGAUGAUUACAAGGAUAUCGCUCACUUCACCAAGACUCGAAUGUCACAAAUUCGUAAGCGUGGAAGAGAAUGGAAUUGGUGUUACGCGUGGUAUCGAUGGAGCACCAAGCGACUAGGAAGAGCUCGAGCAAGAACUCGAUACAGGUCACGAAGAAGAGCAUACUACUGGUUUCAUCGAUUCUACAACCUCAAGGUGGGGUACGAACAGUCGAACAAAGCUAGAGAGCACAUCGAGAAGUACUACAACCGAGUGUUGCAGUUCUACGAGGGGCGAAUGGAAUAUUGGAAGAAGAAGUUGGAUAAGUAUCGUCCAGGAUAUUACCACUGGCGGCAUGCCAUGUAUCACUACAGGUCGUACAACAGGCGCUUGCUUCACUGGUAUGCCUGGUGGAUCAACUUCCACAAGAAAUGGAGUCACAUGUACUCAACGUCGAGCGAUGACUACAAGAAGAUCCGCGGCGAAAUGGACAAGGUGCGAGAGAAGAAGAAGCAGGCGCAACAGCAGUUUUUGAGCACAGUGAAGACGUGGGUCGGCAAGCUGCCCAAGAGCUCGGCAGCGUACAAGUACUGGGAAAGGUAUUACUCUCGAUACAGCGAACGAUCCGCGAACUAUCGCCAGCCCCUUAGAGAUAUGUACAAGUUGGAACGCAGCUGGUGGGCGGUGCGCAAGAAGGGAUACAAGGAUGAAGAAUUCCUCAAGGCCUGGAAAGAAAUGAGGCGAUCAGAAGAGAGCGUGAUGGAUAUCCUUGAGAAGCGCGAGAACGAUUACUCGAAGAAGGUUCUUGCAGAGCGAAAGCACAAACGAUCUAGACAGUACCGUUACUACUUCCGCCGUAUGUUGUGGUACUCCUACUACAGGUGGUACGUGCUGCGGAGGCGGUCGUUCUGGAGCCGAUGGAUGAUGAAGUAUGGAGGUGUAGACAGGAGUUCCUACUUCUACAAGAAGCUCUGGCGAGAAUACAAGAAGUCUCGAUAUCAGAUGUACGCCAUCUACAACACAAUGAUCUUAAAACUGCACCAGCGACUGCACGAACUUAACCGACGAUCGCGCUGGUGGAGGUACUGGUAUCGCUGGUACCGCUGGGCAAGGUACAAGAAGAAGGCGUAUCUGAGGUGGCGAUCCUCCUACUCCAAGAGAAGCUCCGCCAGGACCAGGUCCUCGCUGUGGUCGUACAAGUAUCACUCCAGAGAAUACAUGAGGGUUUACGCACGGGUGUGGAAGUACUGGCUCCGGAUGUGGCAAUUCUACGUGAAGAGAAUGGUGCGCUGGAGAAAUGCAGUAGCGCACACUAGACCCGCAGGAGACAAACGAUGGCGUCGAGACUACUACAGGAUGAUGCGAUACCAAGGGCGCAUGCUGUACUGGAUGGGAUGGUGGAUCAGAUUUACAAGGAAGAGGCAGCGAGUCUUCACAAAACCCGGAACUUCUCAGUACAAUGCUCUUGAGCGUAGCAUCAACGCCUGGACAAAUUGGCGAUCAAGAUGGCGCAAGGUGUUCACCAGGCGCAUCCAAUACUGGAGAAGCAAGAUAAAGUCGGGAACCGUGGGAUAUCGGCUUGUAGACCGAUACUGGAAGCUCUAUGAAGGAAGAGAGACCUACACAGACAUCUUGAGGACUUUGAGACAAGAAGAGCACAAGUGCUGGUUCUCCGGAAACUGCGAUGGGGCCAAGAUGAAGGAAUAUCGCGGAAAGCUCGUGAAAAUCUAUGACGACUACGCCAAGAAGUGGGAGGAUCGCAUGUCCAAGUACAAGAAGGCAUCUCGGCGCUACAUCUGGAGCUUCCGUCACAUGUUCUGGUACAAGUAUUACUCCAUGCGUGAGUUCCGAAGGGGCCUGCGGAUCGCGACCAAGAACAAGAACCAGGAUAGAAUCGACUUCAACAAGAAGAACGGACAUGAGAGGUUGGAUUGGCUGAUCAACAGGCUCGAACAGGACAAGAAGGGACUUCCAAAGCGGGCAUGGUGGUAUCGGGUCAUGCGCGGAACCGUGAUCUGGUUGAAGGUCCAUUACAAGCUCUUCCUUUAA
Guillardia theta CCMP2712 is the source of this 4695-nucleotide messenger RNA. RefSeq lists its product as hypothetical. The transcript has 3 exons. The record is from RefSeq and is a predicted model, not a curated record. NCBI's taxonomy places the organism in Eukaryota, Cryptophyceae, Pyrenomonadales, Geminigeraceae. Bases 1 to 4695 code for a protein of 1564 amino acids.